Messenger RNA from Gryllus bimaculatus (two-spotted cricket), 1972 nucleotides. The record is from the annotation of a GenBank genome assembly. Lineage: Eukaryota; Metazoa; Arthropoda; Insecta; Orthoptera; Gryllidae.
AUGGUGUGUAUCUACAACGAGGUGCAGCAUUUAGAGAAUAUUGUAACGGUACUCCGUCAUUCGUCAGGAAAAGAACUUGCAAACCCCAAGAAAUGGCUGAUCGGGACAUUAUUUUCGACACCUUCUUCCAACGCAUCAGUCUCCUUCAUUCAUCAACAAAGCAAUUGCCGUCUUGAUAGCACCAUUACGUCACACUCGCCUACGUACUUCACCAGCGUUCACAUCCGCGUUGCCUCGCACAGGCUUUGGCACUUGUAUUUGGCAUUCGUUAUCGACCGCGGCCUCUCCGACAAUCGGACACAUCCUCCCAAUGCCCAUUGCGUUCUCCAGUCGUGGAACACGUCGUCGCCCACAGCAAUGCUGGUGCCCUUGCCCUUCUCCCACGCCAUCGCAACCUUGUCGUUAUCGUCCCUGUUGACCACACCAUCGCCCUCGCAGUGUCCCUCGCAGUGUCCCUCGCAGUGUCCCUCGCAGUGUCCCUCGCAGUCGCCCUCGCAGUGUCCCUCGCGUGUCCUCGCAGUGUUCGCAGUGCCUGCAGUGUCCCUCGCGUGUCCCUCGCAGUCGCCUCGCGUGUCCCUCGCAAGUGCCCUCGCAGCCCGCCGCCGCUGCAGUGGUCCUCGCAGUGUCCCUCGCCAGUGUCCCUCGCAGUCGCCCUUCGCAGUGUCCCUCGCAGUGUCCGCUGCGCAGUGUCCCUCGCGCGCCAGGUCCCUCGCAGUUGGUCCCUCCCAGGUCCCCUCUGCAGUCGUCCCUCGCAGUGUCCCUCUUCGCCUCCAGUGUCCCUCGCAGUGUCGCCUCGAGCCGCCUCGCAGUGUCCUCGCAGUGUCCCUCGCAGUGUCCCCUCGCAAGCGCCCCAGCAGUGUCCCUCGCAGUGUCCCUCGCAGUCGCCUCGCAGCGCCUCUCGUCCCUAGUGUCCUCGCUCGCCCACGGCAGUGUCCCUCGCAGUGUCCCUCGCAGUCGCCCUCGCAGCGUCUUCGCAGUGUCCCUCGCAGUGUCCCUCGCAAGCGUCCUCGCAGUUCGCCUCGCAGUGUCCCCUCGCAGUGUCCUCGCAGUCCGCCCUCGUCAGUGUCCCUCGCAGUUGUCCCUCGCAGUGCUCGCAGCGUCCUCGCAGUGUCCCUCGCAGUCCGCCCUGCGUCGGCAGUGUCCCUCGCAGUGCCUCGCCAUCUGCAGUGUCCCUCGCAGUCGCCCUCGCAGUGUCCUCGCAGUGUCCCUCGCAGUGUCCCUCGCAGUGCCGCCGAAGGUCUGGUCCCUCGCAGGGCCCUCGCAGUGUCCCUCGCGUGCCAAGUCUCGCAGUGUCCCUUUCGGCAGUCGCCCUCGCAGUGUCCCUCGCAAGUGUCUGCCCCUGUCCUCGCAGUCCGCCCUCGCAGGUGUCCCUCGCCAGAUCCCGCGUGUCCCGCUCCUCGCAGUGUCCCCUCGCACCGCCUCUCCUCGCAGUCGCAUCCAUCUCGCAGUGAAGAAAAUGAAAAUGAAAUGAUGGUGUGUGCAUCAUACUUCUGCAUAUUCUCCACGUAUUUGCUCUUCACGUACUUGCUCUUCACACAUCUCUUCUCCAUCUUGAAGAGGACAUUGCAUUGCCUCCCUGAAGAGGACUACAAAGGAGAACCAAAGUGGGAAUACCUAAUAUUUAAUCCAUGGUCAACAUGGGUGAUAUUCCGUGCGCAACAAAUACAGGCAAAUACAGAGAGAGAAGAAAAAGAUGCGAGAACAUUUUCAAGAAUCUAAGUAAUUGAUAAAAAAAUUGCAACGACCAUAUUGGAAAUGAUUUGUUGAUCGUAUUUGUUUGUUCUGGCGCAUAUAACUGAACUAUUUAACGUAUAUUAUCAAAAUGUUAAUAUCUUAAUAAUUUCCUAGAAGAUACUGGUAUUUAAAAAUACGGAUGAGACACCACCAUUUCAAAAAUCUUUUUUUUACAGGAAUGUGACGUUACUGGUUUUACGAAAUUAAAUCAUGAAGGACAACUCCAGGACCUCUGGAU